UGGUUUUUGUUUGUUUCUUUGUUUUUUUAAACAGCUCAUUUGUGACGGGGACAGCCUGCUGUGGACACACCUCACCUCUGAGAAUCUGGGACCUUGAGAGUGGUCAGCUGUUGACCUGUUUAGGGACCGACUUCCACCGUGGAGCUGGAGUCCUGGAUGUGUUCUAUGAAACGCCUUCCCUUCUCCUUUCCUGUGGGUAUGACACCUACAUCCGCUACUGGGACAUACGGACCAGCACCAGGAAGUGUGUCCAGGAGUGGGAAGAGCCCCAUGACAGUGCCCUGUACUGCAUAAGGAGUGAUAAGAACCAUAUGAUUGCCAGUGGCUCUUCCUAUUACGGUGUGGUGCGCCUCUGGGAUAAGCGGCAGACUCGGUGCCUGCAGAGCUUUCACCUGUCUUCACCCACCAGCAGCCCAGUGUACUGCCUCCGUUUCAGUACCACCCACUUGUACGCUGCCCUGGCAUCAGCCCUGCACGUCCUGGACUUCACCGCCUUGUGAAGGGCACCACAGCUGCUUCUGGUGACCCCAGCUCAGCAGAGCUGACACUUGGCUCAGGGAAUUGCAGGGCAGGAGAGGUGAGAAAGGCCCACAAGGCUUCUGAAGGGACUUUUUUCCUUCCAGAAAGCUACAAUGAAGAGUGCACAAAGGGCCAGACUUUCUCAACCUUACCUGCCUGUUAGUAAAAAUAAUAGGCCAAUUGACCUUUACCCUUUUUCUUUUGUGCAAGUCAGGAAUUGUUUUAUUAACUGUGUUCCUUUUUUUUAUUUUUUUUUUUCCUGUGGAUACAUCAUUUGAGGGGCAAGUUGAGCCAGGAUGCCCUAUCAGUUGUGUGCUGGUCAGUUUGACAUCAGCCAAGUUCUAAGCAUGUGAAGCAAGACUAGGCUGUGUGUAGGGUGGACUGAUUUGGUGGAAAGGAAAGAUGCCUGGAGUGAGGCCCACCUUUCUCCUUAAUUUGCUGUUCUGACAGCUGCUUGUGUUGUCCUUCACAGCCAAGAGCAACAAUUGAGCUAAAAGGCAGAGCCAGCCCUGCUUUCAGUGUGCCUCCCCAAACUGGCUGUCAGGUCAGGCUAUGCACUUGGCAGGGCUGAAAUGGUCGUGUUUUGCUAAAUAAAACUGAAAGGAAACAAAAGA
Sturnus vulgaris (Common starling) is the source of this 1133-nucleotide messenger RNA. The record is from RefSeq and is a predicted model, not a curated record. Lineage: Eukaryota; Metazoa; Chordata; Aves; Passeriformes; Sturnidae.